AUGCUGGUAGACUCAACAUUGGCGUACAGGGGAUUAGUUCCAGUAAUUAUUGCAUGCAUUGAUCGCUUGUUGGGGUGUGAUAAGCACCACUGGUUAGGGGAUCAUCUUCUUAGUACCCUCGAUAAGCAUCUGCUUCCAAAACUCAAAAAAGGCUACAGCCUAGGUCAUUACUUCCCCUUGUUUGAGAGGAUUUCUGAAAGUGAGAAAGUUUCUCCCAUUCGGCUGAUAAACCUCCUCAUGAGAUUCAUAAUCUUUCUUGUGGAUGAACAUGGCCCUGAUACAGGGUUAAAAUCAUGGCAUUAUGGCAGUAAAACUCUUGCUAUUUGCCGAACAAUGUUGAUUCACCACCAUAGCUCUAGCUUAUUUACUCUGCUAUCUCAUCUCCUUGCAUCUGCUUGUCUUUAUUUUCCUGAUCUGGAGGUCCGAGACAAUGCAAGAUUUUACCUGCGAAUGCUUAUUUGUUUACCAGGGAAGAAGCUCAAAGGCAUACUGAACAUGGGGGAAAGUCUGCUUGGAAUAUCCCCAUCUACUCAUUCUGGUGCAUUCUUUAGUUUUCAGUCUCCUCAAGCUUUACCUGGGCUUAAAAUGCCAAGCAGUAUCGCUUCUUAUAUCCAUGUCGAACGUCUGAUGCCUUUAUUGGUAAACCAGUCAUGGUCCCUGUCUCUGCCAAAUUUUGACAUCAAUCCUCACAGACCUGGUUUCUUUGAGGGCAUCAGGGACAGUGAACCAGCUGACAAGGAAAGGGACUCUGAAGUUAGUACGAGUGGCGGUAUUAUUUCAGCAAGUGAUCAACAGAAAGAGCCUCUACGUGUUAUGGAUGCAAAAGUUUCAGAAAUUGUCAGGGAACUAAGAAGACAUUUUGCAUUUAUUCCUGAUUAUAGACAUAUGCCAGGGAUUACGAUCAAGAUUUGGUGUAGUCUGAGGUUCGAUUCAGAGGCUUUCAGUGCUGCAAUGGAAGUCAGUAAUGUGAUGGACAAACUUCCUGGGCUAUACGCUACAGUCCUCAAAUUCACAUCCUCCGCUCCAUAUGGGCUUAUCAAGCCAUAUCAUAUUCCUUUCCUUCUCGGCUCGCCUCCUAAAAACGUUAAACCCAUGAGCGAAAGUGACUCAUCAUCAUUAGCUAUUGCUCCGGUGGAAAAUGGUCACGUGGAAGAGGAAAAUUUCAAAGCUCCUCUAUGUAUAGAAUUAGAGCCACGAGAGCCCGUGCCUGGUCUGGUUGACAUUUUUAUUGAAACUAAUGCAGACAAUGGUCAGGUAAUUAAGGAGCAGCUCCAGAAUAUCUCUGUGGGGAUUGAAGAUAUGUUUUUGAGAGUCAUUCCUCCAGAUGAUAUAGCAGAGGGUGAUCUGCCGAGUUAUUAUGUGCACCUAUUCGAUGCAUUAUGGGAGGCCUGCGAGACAUCAUCUACCACAGGUAGAGAAACCUUUGUUUUGAAGGGAGGAAAAGGAGUUGCUGCAAUAAGUGGGACUCGGUCGGUCAAACUUGUCGAAAUUCCUUUGACAUCCUUGGUUCAAGCCGUUGAGUGCCACCUGGCACCUUUUGUUGUUUGUGUUAUCGGUCAAACACUUGUGGAUAUGGUGAAAGCUGGGGGUGUGAUCAAGGAUGCCGUGUGGAAGGAUUUCGGUUCGGAUUCAUUGUUUGACGUAACAUGUUCACCGACUAGUUCCUCAGCGCCGCUUUAUCUCAAGUACUUUGGCGAUGAAGACUACGGAGGGGAUCAAAUCCCGACUAGUCAGAAAAAUAUUGGGUACUUCCAAAUUUUGAUAUUUCUUCCACCGAGAUUUCAUCUUCUUUUCCAAAUGGAGGUUCGUGAAUUUUCAACUCUGGUUCGGAUUAGAACGGAUCAUUGGCCGUGCUUAGCUUAUGUGGAUGACUAUUUGGAAGCAUUGUUUACGGGCUGCUGA
Messenger RNA from Striga hermonthica, 1902 nucleotides. The record is from the annotation of a GenBank genome assembly. NCBI's taxonomy places the organism in Eukaryota, Viridiplantae, Streptophyta, Magnoliopsida, Lamiales, Orobanchaceae.